Messenger RNA from Amphimedon queenslandica, 1385 nucleotides. Its product is annotated as UBX domain-containing protein 1-like. Bases 36 to 1385 code for a protein of 449 amino acids. The transcript has 8 exons. Gene Ontology annotation, biological process: negative regulation of protein ubiquitination; negative regulation of protein K48-linked deubiquitination; negative regulation of proteasomal ubiquitin-dependent protein catabolic process. Gene Ontology annotation, molecular function: K48-linked polyubiquitin modification-dependent protein binding. The record is from RefSeq and is a predicted model, not a curated record. Gene Ontology annotation, cellular component: nucleus; cytoplasm. NCBI's taxonomy places the organism in Eukaryota, Metazoa, Porifera, Demospongiae, Haplosclerida, Niphatidae.
UGGAGCUGCCUACCCACUAGUGAAUACUGAAAAAGAUGGCUGAUAAUAUCCAGCUUCUCCUUGACAUGGGUUUUACUCGGGAAAGAGCUGAACAUGCUUUGUCAGUGACGGGUAAUAAUGGAGUUGAGGCAGCGGCAGAAUGGUUGCUAACUCAUAGUGAAGAUGAUGGGACUGGUUCUUCUAGUGGCCAUACUUUAGGAGCUUCUGAAUCAACGGGAGCUGAAGAUACAGCUCCAGCCUCCAAUCCUCCACAGCAACCACUGUCACUGAAAUGUGAUGAGUGUGGUAAGCUACUACGUAGCGAAAUUGAAGUACAGACUCAUGCUGCACGUAUGCAGCAUGUAAAUUUCUCCGAAUCAACAGAAGAGAUAAAACCACUCACUGCUCAAGAAAGAAAAGAGCAAGCAGAAAAGCUACAGGAGAAGAUAAAGCAGCGAAGAGCAGAGAGAGAAGCAAAAGAGAAAGAAGAAGACAAACAUCGUGAAAAGGUUCGGCGAAAGACUGGCCAGGAAAUGACUCAAAUUAGACACGAAAUGGAAAUGAAAGAAGCCAAAAAGAUAGCAGAACAAAAGAGGAGAGAAAAGAUGGAAGAACAGCUUGCCAGAAAGAAGGUUUUAGAUGAUAUUGCUCGCGACAGAGCUAACAGAGCUGAGAGAGACAGGGCAGAGAAGCAAAGUACACAGCCUAACCCUCCACCUCAUCAAACCGAGACUCAGACUGUGGCCCAGCCUAAAAAAGAAUAUGACACUUGCAAGCUACAGAUACGUUUAUUUGGUGGAAAGACUUUAGUUAAGACUUUCAAUGCAACGGAUGCAUUAAGUGAUGUCAAUGAGUACAUAGUGAAUAACAGAACUGAUGGUGAUGAACCAUUUGCACUAAUGACUACAGGAGUUGAUUCCAAUGACUCUGGAACAGGAAAGUUCCCAGUUGAUGGUUUAGAUGUAUGGCCUAUCAUAACAGGAGAGAAUGAAAAGACACAGCAUGAAGAGAUAGUGUUGGGAUAUGACUUUGGAGAUAAACAUCCUUCACAAGGAGCUAUAAUAAUGGACAACUAUAAGCUCAUAGUUGGUUUACAGGUUAAUGGUUGCGAUAGUUUGAUGUGGUCGCCAUUAGACUAUCCUUGUACCCAAGGCUCUAAAGGUUCCGAUUGUGAUCCACAUUGUCUGUAUGAUAUUAUUAAUGAUCCUUCUGAGAGGAAGGAUUUAUCAAAAGAAAAUCCAGAGAUUGUAAAAAAGCUUCUUGAUAAGUACAACGCUUUUUCCAAAGAGCCAAGAGAUAUGCAAGAUCAAGGAUACCAUACUUCCUCUACUUUACCAGAGGACCCUAAUGCAUGUAAAUUUAUGACAGCUAAUGGUGGGUAUUGGAGACCAUGGAAAAACCUGUAA